AGACUGUGGAGCUGAAGUGGCAAAACGAUCAGAACUUCUUAAACAUUAUAAACUAAAGCAUGGUCAUUUUGGACGUAGCCAUCACAUUAAGUGUCUGUAUCCUGAGUGUCCAUGUGUUUUAAACAUUUGGAAUUCAUUACUGACACACUUGUCUAGGAAUCACAGCGAUACCUCGGCACCCCCGACAAGGUUGCAACAUUUUCUUGUCAUUUAUGUAGUUAUAAGGAGCUUGGAACAGAAUGUGAUCAUUUUGUGCACAUAAGUCAUCAUUUGAAGAACAAUGAGACAGUCACUUGCAUGUUUAAAGGCUGUGACUAUAAAUCCAAUAUAUACAGUACCUUCAAAUCACACAAAAGUCGGAAGCACAGUUCACACUCACUGGUAGACUUUAAAGAGGAUGUUGUCCAAGUAAGUUUUGUAACUGAGACCGAAGAGCCGGAUGUUUCAAACUUUGAAGAAUCGUAUGGUGAUGAUCAGCCUGAUGUUUUAGACAGAUCAAAUGGUCAAGAACACCUAGUUCAGCUAAAGCUUGCAGCAGUGUUAUUAAAGCUAGAAAAUAUUUUUCAUGUGCCCAGUACUGCAAUUGAUGAACUGUUGGAGGAACUUCAGUUUUUGUUGAGCACAACAUCUUUGUGUAGUACAGCAAAAAUCAUCCAAGAAACACUGAGUAGUCACAGCUUGCAAAUUGAGCAGUCAGUUAUUAAAGAACUUGCAUCUUUACUGUGCACAUCUAAUCCUGUGUACAAGUCAAUAGGUAAAGGUUGUCCACUAGCAACAUCUUUUAGGCACAAAACAUUCUACAAAGACAACUUUAAAGUAGUAGAGCCUAUAGAAUAUAUUUUAGAUAAAAAAGACAAAAGAACAUUUCAAUAUAUCCCAGUGUUAAAGGUUCUACAACAGCUUUUUAUUCUAAACAAAGUCUUGGAUUACAGUCUUAUAUCUGAGCAAAGGGAGGAUGAAGUGAUAUACAGUUCUUUCAGACAUGGUUUGUUUUUCAAGAAAAACUGUUUUUUAACUGCGGGUGAGUUACGGGUGUUUUUAAAUUUGUAUAUUGAUGAUUUCGAGAUUUGCAAUCCACUGGGCACUUCUCGUAAAAAGCACAAAAUCUGUGCUGUUUAUUGGAAUCUCAGCAAUUUACCACCUGGUUGCCAUUCUUCACUGUCCUCCAUAUAUUUUACUUUACUCUGCAAAUCUGAAGAUGUAAGGAGUUAUGGAUAUGAAAAGAUUCUACAACCUUUGUUGAGGGAUGCUGUGACUUUGGAAAAUGAAGGUAUUUUUAUCGCACAACUUGGAGAGCCUGCCUCUCACCUACCAUCAGUGAGGAUCGUCAAAGUCUGGCCAGCAGGGACAGACUCUGCACUCCAGGACAGGUUUCAACACACGGACUGGAGUAUGUUUGCUCUCCAGGUCACCGGCGACUCACACGCGGACAUUGACACUUAUACUUCCUCUAUUCUGGACUAUAUCACCACCACAAUUGACAGUAUCUCGACAAAGAAGCAGAUCACCACGUACCCUAAUCAGAAGCCAUGGAUGAACAAGGAGGUGUGGCUCCUGCUGAAGGCCCGUAACACUGCCUUCAGAUCAGGGGAUGCACAGGCCUACAGCACAUCCAGGGCAAACCUGAGAAGGGGCAUCAAAAAGGCCAAGUACUCCACUGAUGUCUACACAGCGCUGAGCCGGAUCAGUCCACGCAAGGCUGCUGGUCCUGAUGGCAUCCAUGGACGUGUGCUCAGAGCAUGUGUGGAGCAGCUUGCUGGGAUCUUCACAGACAUUUUCAACCUGUCCCUUGCCCAAGCUGUUGUGCCAACAUGCUUCAAAACUACAUCCAUUGUGCUGGUGCUGAAACAUUUCAACCCAGUUUGCCUCAAUGACUACCGCCCAGUAACACUCACAUCCAUCAUUAUGAAGGGCUUUGAGCGGCUGGUCCUGGCACACCUGAAGAACUCCCUCCCACCCACACUGGAUCCACACCAGUUUGCCUAA
Melanotaenia boesemani (Boeseman's rainbowfish) is the source of this 1986-nucleotide messenger RNA. RefSeq lists its product as uncharacterized. The record is from RefSeq and is a predicted model, not a curated record. Lineage: Eukaryota; Metazoa; Chordata; Actinopteri; Atheriniformes; Melanotaeniidae. The transcript is spliced from 3 exons. The coding region runs from base 298 to 1986 and encodes 562 amino acids.